AUGCGCUUGGCGUCGCCUCCCCGGGGCUGGCGCUCGCUGACGUCCAUGUGAUCGAGGGGCUGCUCCAUCCCACUACUGGGGCAGCUGCCGCCACGGCGAGGGAGCCAGAAGGUCGAGGCAUCGUCCCCAGCGCAGCGUCCCCGGCACCAAAGAGUGUCCCCUGGCACCAGCUGGCCCCUCCCAGGGUCGUCCCGGCCAUGAUGCCCCGCGGGAAGAAGGACCCCGUCCUGCUCUCCCAUGCCGAGCUGCCCAGCACCGAUGGUGAGGGUCUCCGCGGAGGUGGGGACGGCCAGCGAUCCGCGUCGGAGGAGGAGGGCCUCCCCCGUGACGACCUCACCAAGAGCAUGUCCAGCUCCUCCGUCUCCUCCUACCACUCUGCCCUGUGCUCCGAGGGAACCGAGACCUUCAAGGACUGCCUGGAAUUUCUGGACGAGGAGGAGACACCUCCCCGGGAUGCGGGGCGGCGGGACGGCCGUGCCGAAGGGGCUGUCCUGGGGCGCUGGGCUCCAGCGGGGACCCCCCGAGUCCCCCCACCAGCCGGGCCCCUCACCCGCCCGCGGAAGGCUCAGCUGUCCAGUGCGGCUAAGAAUAGCCCAGCGCCGGGACAAGGGGGCAGGAUGGGUCCCCACGGCAGCCAGCAGCCUGCCAAUGCCACCGCUGCCACCGCCACGGAGCUGGCUCGGCCCCGGCCAGCCGCGGGGAUGCUCGGCGGAGCACCCAGCGAUUCGGACGAGGCGGACGGCGAGGUGCGGGCGCUGACAGCCAGGGCUUUCCACAGCCUCUCGGGUCCCCACGGCACUCGCCUCGACAUGUGCAGCUCCCACACCUCCUCCAGCCUCUCCAACUCGCUGUCGGAGGAUGGCGGGCGGCCGCAGCGGUGGCCGGCAGCCAGCGGCGAGCCCCGGGGCAUGGUGGCAGCCCUCCACGGCCGGGUGGGCUGGCCCUUCCCCACCAGAAUGGACGCGGAGCUGCUGGGCUUGAUGGGGAAGGAGCAGUUUGAGUGCGUGGAUGUGGAGCUGGAGAGCGGGGAGGCCAGGAAGGGCCAUGGCAAGAAGAGGACCGUCCCCAAACGCCAGAUCCUGCUGAAGAGGAAGGAAAGGAAGGAGACUGGUUUUGGCCCCCGAGGUGAUGGCGCAGUCCCCCAGCCCCUGCCUCCCAUCAGGAAGGAGCCGCCCGGCAAGGGCAGAGCCAUCGGAGAGGACUUCAGGCUCAACUACAAGCAGUUCAUGAAGACGGCCUCCCUGGACGCUGAUACCAGCAAGACCAGGGCAGCCUCUUGCCUGGUGAAAAAUGUCCUUGCCAAGAAGAUGCAGUAUGAGCAGAGGAUCAAGAUGGAGCAGAAGGGGCUGAGGGGCAGCUCCACCUCUUCAGGGCCAUCCUCCAUGGGCACCGACCUGCUGGGAGAUGGCCUGGAGGGCAAGUCCAGCUCGCUUUCCCGCUCGGACUGCAGCUUCUCAGCCGAGGACCUGCGGGGAGGUGAGAUGCCGGUGGCCGCGGUGGCCGUAGGGGAUGCCACAACCACACGUCCCACCAAGGGGGUGGUGCUGAGCGAGGCGACAAAGGAAAGUGUCUGCAAGCUGAAGAAGACCUUCAAUGAACUCAAUGAGAGAAUGAAGUACCAGGAAGUGCUGGAGGGCAACCGGCUGCCCAGUGCCACUGAGGAACCAGUGUCGGCGAGGAUCCGCUACCAGCAAGCACGUGCCUUGUUUGAAGCCCACCCUGAGGUGGGAAAAGCUCUGGAUAUUGCCCCAAGGUUUGGGCGAGCGCCGAAGCCGUGGCCCAGCUUGAGGCAGCGAGCCAUCCGCCCCAGCCACUCUCAACCUCUGCCCUUCGAGGCCGACAGCCCGGUGCUCCCCGCCGUGCCGCCCCGCCACCUCUUCACCUCGCGGGCACAGGAGGUGCGGCUGGUGCCGCAGAGCCAGCAGGAGGAGAAGCUGCCAGCGGUGCCGCGCCAGCCGCCCGCCAUCCCGGCCCGUGGGUCCCCACCGGCUGCUCCCCGUGAGGCAGAAGAUAAGGGCAAGGGACGCAUCCCCCAGCCCCGGGACGUGCGCAAGCUGGUGAAGAGCAGCUACAGCCUCUGCUUUAGGACAUCCGGCACAUCCCACGGCACCACGGCACCGGCGGGCGAUGGGGAGCCACCACCGGCUGCCCCGCUCAUCAUCCACUGCACCUCGGUGCGCCGACGGGACACGGCAUCCGAACCGGGCAAUGGGGAAGAGCUGGAAUCCACCGUCCCAGUGCCAGCCCCGGCACACGCCGAGGGCCCCGGCAAGCUCGCCAGCAGCCAGCCUUCGCCCACCCACAGCUCCCCCGUCCACAUCACCAGGGUCCAGGCCACGAGGAGAGGGGCGGCUGCCGUGGAAGAGCCGGUGGCAUCCCCGCCAUGCCGGGAGCGCAGCGAGCUCAGGGUGCCACCGCGGGCGCCGGCAGUUGAAGGGGUGCCACACGUGGAGAGCCACCUCCACGUCCUGGUGGGCCGGCGGUCCCCGGCAGCAGCCAGGGAGGACUCCCCGGCUCAAAGCAGUGCCACACUUCGUACGGAGAAGACCGUUCUCCUCCCACCGCCACUGAGUCCCAUGGAAGGAAAGGGUGGACGUGGCCAUGGUGGCACCGGAGGGCUCUGUGCCAGCGAGGGGCCCAAGUCCACGGUGCAGCAGCACGGUGACAGUGGGGAGCCCCGAGCCAGGUCCCCGGCCGGCAGUAGGGUGCACCCACAGCCAGAGGAACCAGCAGAGAGAAGAGCACCAAAGCCACCCACAAGCGAGCGGGUGUCAGCAGGGAGCGGCGGCUCCGCGGGCAGCACUGGCCCUACCACCCCGGUUCCAGCCAGGGAGGGCAGUGAAGGGGCCUCUGGACAAGUGCCAGGGCGGAGGGAGCCCUGGGAGCACUUAUCGAAGUGUCCGGCAGCCUCUGAGCCGUACCUCGCUGCCUCCUCACCAGAGAACUCCAACUACUUAGCAAUUCCUGUGAAAACCCCCAAAUCCUCUCCAAUGCCAAAGCUGCCCUCGGUCCCCACCCCAGACACCACAUCAUUUGGGACCCCUGUGGUCCCCAAGCCGACCAGCGCAUCCUUUGGGACCCCCUCAGUCCCCAACGCAGCGAAUGGAUCCUUUGGGACCCCCUCAGUCCCCAACGCAGCAAAUGGAUCCUUUGGGACCCCCUCAGUCCCCAACGCAGCAAAUGGAUCCUUUGGGACCCCCUCAGUCCCCAACGCAGCGAGCAGAUCCUUUGGGACCCAGAUGGUCCCCAACCCAGCCAGUACAUCCUUUGGGACCCCCUCAGUCCCCAGCAUGACCAGCUCAUCUUUUGGCUACUCAUCAGCCUCCAGCCUGGCCAGCACAUCAUUUGGAGCUCCCUUGGUAUCCAGUUCCACCACGAAGCCUUUUGGGACCCCCUUGAUCCCCUACCCAGCCAGUGUAUCCUUUGGGAACCCCUUGGUCCCCAAUCUGUCUGGUGCACCCUUUGGGUCUCCUUUGGCCCCUAAUCCAUCCAACACAUCCUUUGGGACUCCCUUGGCCCAUAAUCCAUCCAGCACAUCCUUUGGGACUCCUGUGGUCCCUAACUCAGCCAACACAUCCUUUGGGAUUCCCUUCAUCCCAAAUCCAUCCAAUGCAUCCUUUGGGACUCCCUUGGCCCCUAACCCAUCUAGGACAUCCUUUGGGACUCCCUUGGCCCAUAAUCCAUCCAGCGCACCCUUUGGGAUCCCUUUGGUCUCUAACUCAGCCAACACAUCCUUUGGGACCCCCUCAGUCCCUAAACCGGCCAACUCAUCGCUCGGUAUUCCCUCUGUCUCCAACCAAGUCAGCCCAUCCUUCAGGGCCCCCUUGAUCCCCAACCCAGUCCCUGCUUCCCCUGGGCACCCAUCAGUCUCCAGCGUGGCCAGCUCAUCCUUUGGUUCUCCUUUGGCACCCAACUUGGCCAGCCCACCACUGGGGACCGGUGUGGCCCCCCUGGCCGGUGUGGGAGUGCCCUGGAGCAAACCCAGCCCUGAGCCCCUACAGCCCCGACCCACCGAGGGCCUGGCUGCUGCCGAGCGCCCGGUGCCGCUGCUCCCAGCCCAGCCUCGCCUGGAGGACAUUCCCCAUUUCCUAAGGAGGACGGACGGUGCCUCACCGAGCAGUAAGAGCACAUCAAGCCCCACCAAGCCCUUUGCCCCCCACCUGCCCGGGUACCGGAGGAUGCUCGUUGAUCCCGACAGCGGGAAAUGCUACUACAUGGAGCCACCACGGCAGCCCCAGCUGAAAAUGCUCUAUGACCCCGAGACGGGGCAGUACCUGGAGGUGCUCAUCCCACCGGUGGCAUCGCACACUGGGCUCUACCAGCCUCCUUUCAACCCCCUGGUCAUGACUCCGGGGGUCUACGCUCCAUCCUAUGUGCCCUAUGGUGGCUUCACGGGGCUCCCGGCGCCCCCACCGCCCGCUGCCUCCUCCCCGGUGCACCCUGACCUGCCAGCUGCCAAAAAUCCCGGCUUCUCCGGCACUUUCAGCCCCACGCCCAAGAGCGAGGGGCCGCCCGCGGCCGGGGGUGCCACGGACUGUGGGUACCUGGAGAGCCUCUACUACAUCCCCACGGGAAUGCGCGCCAGUCCUGGCCCCAGCCACCCCCCAGCCCCCACCAGCCCCGAGAAGGGACCGCAGCUACCGAUGUGAUGGUCCUCAGCCUCCUGCCACCCAUGUGGCCCUUCCCAAGGAGCCGGACAAAGCUGGCAUCGCACCUCCUGUGUGCCGCCGAGCUGGCAAAGUGCCGAGGGGUAAUGGGCACCAGCUGGACCUCACCGGCUCAUGGGAAUGGGGAGAAAACAGGGAUUUUCUGAUUUUCUGGCAGUCCCAGAGGGGUUUGAAGUCAUGGGACCUGUCCUAAAGGUGACCAGGCUCAGCCACUGCCUCCCCACCGCGGCCACGGCUGCAGCGCGGACUCCCUAAAACAGCAAUAAAAAUGCAGAGAGAGCAUUAAAUCCUGCGUAUUUAUCCCGUGUGCGUGUGUGAUCUGUAAAGGGGGGGCAGGGGGCUCUGGCAGCCCCACUGGAGAAGCCGAGGCACUCGGACCCUGCUGUCUGUCUGUCUGUCCUGGAGCAGGAUGAACCCCUCGUCCCCAGGGGCAGGAGCAGACCCUGUGGUCAAUGGUGAUCCCUGAAGCCCAGCCCUGAGCUCCCAAUCCCAGCCCUGAGCCCCAGAUGUCUCGGAUUCUAGCCCU
This is a messenger RNA of Cuculus canorus (common cuckoo), 5193 nucleotides long. RefSeq names its product proline rich basic protein 1 (gene PROB1). The coding region runs from base 198 to 4649 and encodes 1483 amino acids. Gene Ontology annotation, cellular component: nucleoplasm. Lineage: Eukaryota; Metazoa; Chordata; Aves; Cuculiformes; Cuculidae. The record is from RefSeq and is a predicted model, not a curated record. The transcript has a single exon.